AUGGUGAAAGAAGAAGAAGAGUCUGCCGCGAGGCAAGGCGACGCAAUUACAAAGGACUACCAAGAUCCGCCACCGGCUCCGUUAAUAGAUCAGCAAGAGCUAAUCAGAUGGUCAUUUUACAGGGCAGUGAUCGCAGAAUUCAUAGCCACAUUGUUAUUCCUCUACAUCACCAUCCUUACAUGCAUCGGCCACAAUAGCCAAACCGAUCCCAACAAUCCCGACACCAACCAAUGCGAUGGCGUCGAUACUCUCGGCAUUGCAUGGGCCUUUGGUGGCAUGAUCUUCGUCCUCGUUUACUGCACCGCCGGCAUUUCAGGUGGACAUAUUAAUCCGGCUGUGACAUUCGGGCUGUUCGUGGCAAGGAGGGUGUCGUUAAUCCGAUGUAUUAUGUACAUGGUCGCGCAGAGUGUGGGCGCGGUAUGUGGCGUAGGAUUGGUGAAGGCCUUUCAAUCGGCUUACUUUGACAGGUACGGUGGUGGUGCCAACGAGGUCGGAUCAGGAUACAGUAAUCGUACCGCACUUGGAGCCGAGAUCAUUGGCACUUUUGUUUUAGUCUAUACCGUUUUCUCAGCCACGGAUCCAAAGAGAAGCGCUAGGGACUCACAUGUUCCCGUAUUGGCUCCGCUUCCUAUUGGAUUUGCGGUUUUCGUGGUUCAUUUGGCGACAAUUCACAUCACCGGCACCGGAAUCAACCCGGCUAGGAGUUUUGGGGCUGCAGUCAUCUAUGAUAACAAGAAGGUGUGGGAUGACCAUUGGAUAUUCUGGGUUGGACCAUUAAUUGGGGCAACAGUAGCAGCAAUUUAUCAUGAAUAUAUUCUUAGAGGAACAUCUAUCAAAGCUGCCUUGACUUCAUUCAGGAGCAGCAAUACCAUGAGUUCUUUCAGGAGGUUUGGAUCUCAGAUUUCUUCAUCUUCUGUUGAGAGAAGCAUCGUUUUGCCAAUGGCGAUGGCUAUUCUCUUGGUGCUUCUCUCACUCAUCACAAUGACUACAUCUCAAGAUCCGUCUCCUCCAAUUCCUAUACCACCGAGCCCUUCCCCCGGCGCGCCACUUAGUCCUACACCAUCGCCUGAAUCGAUUUCUUCUCCCCCUGCGCCUCCACCAGAUCUACAUAGUCCUGCCUCUCCACCGUCUCCAACAAGUGAAGAAUCUCCAUCUCCAGCUCCAGCUCCUGCGCAUGGAUUUGCUGCCCCGAGGAUCGGCGUCGGUAACUUAGUGGAGGAGGAGACGUCAAAGGAAAAAUCUGGAAUGAGCGCCGGAAAGAAGGCCGGAAUUGCAUUUGGAGUGAUUGCUGGUCUAUGCGUAGUAGGAUUUGCAGGAUUCGUGUAUAAGAAGAGGCAGCAAAACAUAGAACGAUCUCAGUACGGCUAUGGCGCUAGAAGAGAGAUUCCUCUAUCCUCAUUCUAA
Impatiens glandulifera is the source of this 1404-nucleotide messenger RNA. Its product is annotated as probable aquaporin PIP2-8. NCBI's taxonomy places the organism in Eukaryota, Viridiplantae, Streptophyta, Magnoliopsida, Ericales, Balsaminaceae. Gene Ontology annotation, biological process: transmembrane transport. Gene Ontology annotation, molecular function: water channel activity. Gene Ontology annotation, cellular component: plasma membrane. The coding region runs from base 1 to 1404 and encodes 467 amino acids. The transcript has 5 exons. The record is from RefSeq and is a predicted model, not a curated record.